CUCUCCCCCCCCUCUCUCUCCCCUCUCUCCCUCCUCAUUCACAAAAUUCACCAAUCACCUGUCACCAUUGCCUUGUCUCCCCGUCAAUGCCCCACUCCAUGUCAGAUCCCUCCUCUAUCUGUCAUGGCCCCUGCUUUGACGAAAAACGUUUAUAUAAGCUGCACACCGGUAGUCAGCAUUUACAUGUACUUUGUCAAUGCAUGAUGUAAAUGGUGUUUCAAUAAUUAUAAUUUCUCCCUGCCUCUACUUUUCGCUGAGCACAAGUAUUACAAGCUUACAAUAGUUCCCGUGUAGCUGACCAGUACGACAAAAGCCUACUGGCGGUCAGUUACUCUGGACAUCAGAUCUGUGCUGACAUCGUGGCCGGUGUGACGUCACAGCACCCAGACAGAAGCCAGGUCAAGGUCAUCGAUGUCUGUGCCGGCACAGGCGUGAUAGGCAAGGCCCUGCAUCAGCGCGGCUUCCGGGACCUCACCGCACACGAUGGUGCGCAGGCUAUGGUGGACUUUUGCCAAUCCACAGGCGCAUACAACCAGUUCCUCUGUUGUGCUCUCAACGAUUUGGGCAGUCUGCCUUUUGCUGAUAGUGAGUUUGUUUCUCUCUUAUUCUCUGUUCCUAAACCGCGCACUCUUUCUGUCUCUUCUGCUGAGAGUUAA
Molecule: messenger RNA, 656 nt
Organism: Aplysia californica (California sea hare)
Lineage: Eukaryota; Metazoa; Mollusca; Gastropoda; Aplysiida; Aplysiidae
Source: RefSeq, a predicted model, not a curated record